Messenger RNA from Candida dubliniensis CD36, 2865 nucleotides. Its product is annotated as putative RNA-binding protein. The transcript has a single exon. Lineage: Eukaryota; Fungi; Ascomycota; Pichiomycetes; Serinales; Debaryomycetaceae. Gene Ontology annotation, molecular function: RNA binding. The record is from RefSeq and is a predicted model, not a curated record. The coding region runs from base 1 to 2865 and encodes 954 amino acids.
AUGAAUACUGGAAGUUCCCAAGAUUCAAUACCAAUUGAAAAUAUUUCGUUGGGCUUGUCAACGUCACCAUUGAAUACGAUAUCCAGUGGUGGCAGUGAUUCAACAAUUGGUCAUUUAAAUACACCACCAACAACUAGAGUCAGAUCAGGAUCAUUAUUUUCAAUUUGGAAUGAACCCAGUCUCAGCCAUAAUAGUAAUAAUACCAGUAAUGGUCAUGAAAUGGCCACAAGCACUUCGAGAAACCGUUCCUAUACAACUACUGGUGCUCUUCCUAGUAUUACUAUUGAUUCAUUUUCUGAAUCGCUACAAAAAUCAUCUGCACCUCGAGUGUCAACAUCUCCGUUUAUUUCUGUCCCAAACAAUGACAUGAUAGUAUUGGAUAAUUUUCAAACUAAUCUUCCUCGAUUACGUUCACAAACCAUAUCUGGUACCCCAAUAAGUUCUCAAAAUACAUUGCCACACCCAUCAGAGUCUUUGAAUGCUCCUCAUCAUUUCCCUCAAGUGUUUGAAACAGUGUCACUGAAUCCAUCGUCCGCAUCAGUAUUACCAUUUAACCAACUGCCGCAAUUGUUUGAUGACGUUGAUUUCACUCGUUUUUUGAUAACAACAAGCUUCGAUAAUCCAAACUUGGGACCUACAAAAUACUUGUUGUUUGAUAAUUUGCCCUUGAUUAUUAAUGCUCUGAAACUAUUUGGAAUACUUUCGAAUUCGUUGAACCAAAGAAUGGGCAGUAUCCAUGGAAUUAGAAUUACUACUACUACUACGUCCAAAUUAGCAUUGGUUGAAUGUACAAGCAUUGACACUGCUAUGUCAUUGAAGGCUAGCUUUAAUCAUUUAGAACUUGUACCAGGGAAUAUAUUAUAUGUUGCCUUUGCCAAAGUCGAUGAUGUACAAAGUAUUGGCCAACAACGAGUUCGUUCACAACAUCCACAACAAUUGGUCACCUCACCUGCUCAACCAUUACCACAGUUACAACAACAGCAUCAGCCAUUACCGCUACCACAACUUUCCCCUAACCACAAUACGAAUCAUACUCAUAAUCACAACCAUAAUCAUAACCACCAACAACCACAACUUGUACAACACAGUUUGCCUGAUAAGUCGGAAAGCCCUGAUCCAACUGACAUUUUAUCGAUACAACAGAAUCUUAUGAAUUCAAUUGCCAAAUUGUCAUCAACAGUUGACAGUAAGAAGAUUGAAUCACUCAUCAAUAAAUGUAUUGCUUACUCAAAUGAUCAAUAUCAGAGUGAUUUUGGUCCAUUACCAGAUCCAAUCCCUUUACGAAAAUUUGAUUCACCUACGUUGCGCGAUUUGCGUAAAGUAUUAGAAAACAAUGAGGCACAAUUGAUUGGUCAAAAUGUUGAUGGAGGGGAAGUUAUGUCAUCCUUUGAAUUAGAAGAAUUCUGUCUUGCCAUGCUUGAUGAAUUGCCAGAAUUGAGUUAUGAUUAUUUGGGUAACACAAUUGUACAGAAAUUGUUCACUCUUGUUGAAUCACCAUUGGUUAAGUUGAUGAUGGUCAAAGAAGUUGCUCCCUAUUUAACACAAUUGGGAAUCCAUAAAAAUGGGACCUGGGCAAUUCAAAAAAUCAUUAAUUUAUGCCAUUCAGACUACCAACAAAUGAAUCUUAUUGGGGCCAGUCUCAAGCCUUAUGCGGUUAAAUUGUUUAAUGAUCAAUUUGGAAACUAUGUGAUUCAAGGUUGUAUUAAGUUUGGGUCUCCAUUCAAUGACUUUGUGUUUGAAGCCAUGUUAGACAAUUUCUUGGAGAUCAGUGUAGGGAGAUUUGGCGCUCGUUGCAUUCGUACUGUAUUGGAAAGUUGUCACGAUUCAAGUAGUACUUCUCCUGUGACAAAUGAACAAGUUUUAUUGGUGGCAGGUUUGAUUAUAGAAUUUGCUAAUGAAUUAGCUGUCAAUUCCAAUGGGUCGUUGUUGAUUACUUGGUAUUUGGAUACUUUUAAAGAUUGCGAUUCGAAAAUUGAACUAUUAAUGUCAAAGUUUUUACCAAAUAUAAAGACACUUUGUGUACAUAAAUUGGCCAACUUGACAGUAUUAAAAAUUUUGAAUAAUAGAGUUGAUGAUAAAUCAAGAGUGACUACAAUGGAUGCCAUUUUCAACAAUAAAGAAACUUUGGAAUAUAUUUUACAAGAGAGUGACAACAGUAAUACCACUGCUGGCCCGCUUUUCAUUUAUAAAAUUUUGAGCAAUCCUAUUUUGGCCGACUUGGUCAACCAACAUGUCCCCACCAUACGUAAAAUUUUAAUGGAAUUGAAUAUAGUUAAUUUCCAAAACUAUAAGAAAUUAAUGGAUGAGGUUGGUAUUUCAAGUACUAGAAUUGGCAGAAAUGGCAGUACAAAAAGAAAUGGUACUUUUAAUGGCAAUAGAAGAGGAGGGAGUAUGAGAGGAAACAAGCAGGAUGGAUAUAUUGCACCGCCGCCACCGCCGCCACCACCACCACAACAGCAACAGUACUUUGUGCAAGGAAUUCCCAAUCCACAAGGUCAACAUUCACCAAUAAAACCACAACUUCAACCACAACAACAGCAGCAACAACAGCGUCUGGGCUCCCCGCCAUUCCAAAACAGGUACAUUCCAAUGCCACAAGUCCCGCUGCAAUAUAACAAUGUCACACCACAAAUGUAUAUGAAACAAAUGUAUGCUCAACAACAAGCACAAAUCCAACAACAAUUUUAUUUACAACAACAGCAGCAGCAGCAACAGCAACAACAACAACAACAACAGCAACAGCAAAUGCUGCCACAAGAGUUUGCAGUUAUGCAACAAUUAGAACAGUUAUCAUUGAGUUCAGCUGCAUUGGGAUAUAACUCUAAUCCUGGAACUCCAACUUUGCAAAGACAUCUGUUCACUUAA